This is a messenger RNA of Loxodonta africana (African savanna elephant), 2966 nucleotides long. It is a transcript of the gene CCDC110, whose product is annotated as coiled-coil domain containing 110. The record is from RefSeq and is a predicted model, not a curated record. Gene Ontology annotation, cellular component: cytoskeleton. The transcript is spliced from 5 exons. The coding region runs from base 1 to 2523 and encodes 840 amino acids. NCBI's taxonomy places the organism in Eukaryota, Metazoa, Chordata, Mammalia, Proboscidea, Elephantidae.
AUGUUCGCAAUCCCCACCUUCUCCCAACAAAACCAAAACUGGGUGCAUGCUUCUGUUACAGAAGAGCGUCUUGAAGAAGAUGUUGACUCGGUUCUCCUUUCAGCAACCAAGAUCCUAAACUCCUCUGAGGUGAUAAAGGAAAGUGGUGACAGUGAAACAGGAUAUAGCUGCAGAGCAGAAUCAGAAAAUCAAGUCCAACCACAGUCAGCAUUGAAAGCUCUUCAGCAUCAACUGGAAUCAUUUCAGGCUCUCCGAAUACAGACUUUGCAGAAUGUUAGCAUGGUACAGUCUGAAAUCAGUGAAAUACUGAACAAAAGCAUUAUUGAAGUAGAAAACCCACAAUUUAGUUCAGAAAAAAAUCUAGUAUUCAGCACACGCAUUGAAAAGGCUUUGCCUAUAGAAAAUGAAGAGGAAAUCCUUUCUAUGGAGAAAUUUCAUCAUUUUGAGGAUUCCAGGUCUCUCUGUUCAAUGGAAGAAAAAUUCAGUAGUGAUACUGGUCACAGUAUCUCUCAAAGUAUAAAUAUUCCAUCUCAAAUACAUUUCAAGGACAUACUAACUCUGAGAACAUCAACAGAUAAUACAGCUUCAAACAUAGUUAUGAGCCCUUCAGGAAAUUCUGACAUGCUGAAGAAUUAUAAUAACCUUUACAGUUUUCUACCUAACCCACCUCCAAAUGGAACAUCUCAAGCUGAUACAAUAAUUCUGGAAGAACCCGCAAUUACUGUGCCUUUUCUCAAGCAUGGAUUUUAUGAAAAUUUAGAUGAUAUUUGCCACUCUAUCAAACAAAUGAAGGAAGAACUUCAAAAGUCACACGAUAGAGAACUGGCACUCACAAAUGAACUUCAAACUUUAAAAACUGAUACAAAUGUUCAAAGUAAUGGUAGAUGCGAUCUGUCCCCCAUUCACAAGGACAAAAUUAAUUUUACUAAGGAGGAAAAUAACUUAAAUGAGGAUAAAAAAUCCAAAAGGAUUAAAGAAUUAGAGGCAUUAGUAAACAAAUUACUCCCACUCAGAGAAACAGUGUCAAAAGUCCAUGUGAAUUUUUGUAGGAAAUGUAAAAAAUUAUCUAAAAGUGAAAUACACAGGGGAAAGAAGAAUGAGAAAAAUAAUAUGGAAAUUCCUAUCACUGACAAGAGUAUUACAGAUUUAAAAUUCCACUCCAGAGUUCCAAGAGAUACACUGUCAUUCCUUGACCACACAAAACAUAAAAUAAAAGACAAAGAAAGGCAAUCAUUUGUAGUAAAACAAGGAUCAACAGUAUUUGAAAACGAGAAAGCCUCCAAAGUCAAUUCUGUGACUGAGCAGUGUGUGGCAAAAAUUCAGUACUUACAGAAUUACCUAAAAGAAUCUGUGCAGAUACAGAAAAAAGUAACAGAGCUAGAGAAUGAAAAUUUAGCCCUUAAGACCAAAAUAAAAACUCUUGUCUCUACCACACAGUCUCUGAUUCAGAAAAUUGAAACAUACGAAAAGCAGCUUAAGGACCUGGUUGAAGACAAGAACACUGUUCAGUGCAGGUUAAUUAAAACAGAAGAAGACAGCAAAGAGUGUCUUAAAGAAUUGAAAAAAGUAAUUAGUAAGUAUAAUGUCCUCCAAGGCCAAAAUAAAACUCUGGAGGAAAAAAACAGUCAACUUUCUGUGGAGAAACAACAAAUGAUAGAAAUGUUAGAUCAGUUAAAACACAAAGAACACAAAGCUCAGAAUGAUUUUGCCGUUGUCAAUAAUGAAAACAAUCGAAUGACUAUAGAAAUGGAAUCUAUGAAAACAAACACUCUGCUGAUACAAGAUGAAAAAGAAAUGUUAGAGGAAAAAACCCACCAGCUUCUAAAGGAAAAAAGCUCACUUGAAAAGGAACUGAAAGAAAACCAGCUAGAGAUAAUGCAACUAAAAGAGAAGGAAAGAUUGGCAAAAACUGAACAAGAAACCCUUAUCCAAAUAAUAGAAACAUUUAAAAAUGAAAAACUUGACCUUGAAGCAACAUUACAAGAAGCUACCGCUGCUCGACAAAUGAUGGAGAGAGAAGUUGAGAAUAUUCAAACAUACCAAUCUACUGCAGAAGAAAAUUUUCGGAAAGAAAUAAAAAAUGCAAAAUCAGAAGCAAAUAUUUAUAAGAACAGCUUGUCAGAAAUGGGCAAGGAAUGUGAAAUGUUAUCAAAAAUGGUAAUGGAAAUUAAAACAGAUAAUCAGAUUCUAAAAGAAGAGCUAAAGAAACAUAGUCAAGAAAACUUAAAAUUUGAAAACAGCAUCAGUAGGCUUACUGAAGACAAAAUACUUUUGGAAAACUACGUAAGAAGUAUGCAAAACGAAAGGGAUACCUUGGAAUUUGAGAUGCGAAAUCUUCAACGAGAAUAUUUUAAUUUAACUGAUAAAAUCUGUAGUCAGCACAAUGACCUACCAAAAACGGUUUACAUCUCAAGAAGGGAGAAAUAUCAUUUUGACAACUCUGAUACGUAUGAAGAAACUUCCAGUCCUAGGUGCAGGACUUCGGCUCCUGAUUUGAAAGGUAUGUAUAUUGGGGUGGAUUAGGAAAGAGAUGUGUUUCAGAUUCUUUUACCCUAUGGAACACUAGCCAGAACAUAGUAAUAAGAAGGAAACUUUAAGAUGAAUACAAUUUGGUUUUGUAAGGUUUGGAUUCAACUUAGUAUAAACCCCAUUGCUGUCGAGUUGAUUCCGACUUGAAGUGACCCUACAGGACAGAAUAAACUGCCCCAUAGGGUUUCCAAGGAGCGGCUGGUGGAUUCAAACUGCCAACCUUUUGGUUAGCAGCCAAGCUCUUAACCACUGUGCCAUCAGGGCUCCCAACUUAGUAUAUAAUGGAAUUAUUUAGGAAUUUUUCUCUUUAAAAAAAUUAGUUAUUUUAUCCGUAUCUAUAUAUAUUAUACAUGUACAAAGCAAUUUUGUGGGGGAACAGGCUUUUUUUUUUUCUAAAGUGUAAUUAACACUUCCACCUUUAAAAUGUUUUUCCCCCC